Cynocephalus volans (Philippine flying lemur) is the source of this 1120-nucleotide messenger RNA. RefSeq names its product tumor necrosis factor alpha-induced protein 8. The coding region runs from base 16 to 516 and encodes 166 amino acids. Gene Ontology annotation, molecular function: cysteine-type endopeptidase inhibitor activity involved in apoptotic process. The transcript has a single exon. The record is from RefSeq and is a predicted model, not a curated record. Lineage: Eukaryota; Metazoa; Chordata; Mammalia; Dermoptera; Cynocephalidae. Gene Ontology annotation, biological process: regulation of apoptotic process. Gene Ontology annotation, cellular component: cytoplasm.
AAAAUCUUGGGUAAAAUGGCAUCCAAAUCCAUUGCUACCACCUUAAUUGAUGACACGAGCAGCGAGGUGCUGGAUGAGCUUUACAGAGUGACCAAGGAGUACACCCAAAACAAGAAGGAGGCAGAGAAAAUCAUCAAAAACCUCAUCAAAACGGUCAUCAAGCUUGCCAUUCUUUACCGGAAUAAUCAGUUUAACCAAGAUGAGCUAGCACUGAUGGAGAAAUUUAAGAAGAAAGUUCAUCAACUUGCUAUGACGGUGGUCAGUUUCCAUCAGGUGGAUUACACCUUUGACCGGAAUGUGUUAUCCAGGCUGUUAAAUGAAUGCAGAGAGAUGCUUCACCAAAUCAUUCAGCGUCACCUCACCGCCAAGUCACAUGGACGGGUUAAUAAUGUCUUUGAUCAUUUUUCAGAUUGUGAAUUUUUGGCUGCCUUGUAUAAUCCCUUUGGAAAUUUUAAACCCCACUUACAAAAACUUUGUGAUGGUAUCAACAAAAUGCUGGAUGAAGGGAACAUAUGAGCAUGUGAAUUAAGAUUGUGACUGAUCAUGAUUUAUUUGAAGACAGAGCACUGCUGAUUUAUGAAGGAAAAAUGAUUUUUUAAAAAAUAAUUACACAUAUUUCAGAAAGACUUUGCCUGAUUCAUUUGUCAGACAUUUAUGAUAGUGCUUUUAUGAGGCUUGUUUUAUUUGAAGAAAAACAUGUUGCCAAAAAUUCUGGUUAAAGGUUUCCUAUAGGGGUGACAGAUCAUGGGAAAGAUAUAUGGUUGGGUAAUUCCAGUGGAGAGUCAUACAAAGGAAAAUACACAUGGCCCCAAAUCUUUAGACCUUUUUUUAGGGCAGUCGUGUUGGCAGCACAUUGGAUAUUUCUAACGUGUACAAAGCUAUGUUUUUUGGUUCACUUUUAUUCCUUACUUGUGUAUAUGUAGCUCUUUUAAAAAGCCAGGAACUUUCUCUUGCUGUCACUGCUCCUUUUGAGACAAUUCCAUUUUUAAGUCUACCUUGAUUUCUUUUGUUAAAGAUUGUGUCAUUGACAUUCAAGAAUUAAGCCUGAGGCAGUCAAAUUGAACCCUCAGAAAAAUAGAAAACUGCUUAUCUGAAAUCAGUACUGUGGAAAUGAACCAUA